CAAUGGAGGAAAGAGGGAAAAUGUCUCCACUCGAUGGGAGACCAACACUGCAUGAAUUGACAUGGCAUAUUAAAGUGCCUGUGAAGUGGCAUGAUUUGGGAGUUGAGCUGCAGCUGGAGCCUCGGUCUCUAGAUGCAAUUGAUUUUAGCAAGCGCCCUGCUGAAGAAAAAUCGUGUGCUAUGUUUCAAUUAUGGUUGCUACGAUUUCCCAAAGCUACUCGAAGAGAUGUUCUAGAAGCUUUGAGAGUUAUAAAAGAGAAUGAUAUUGCAGAGAAAUAUGAAAAAAUAUGGAAAGAAGUUGAAAGUGAAGAUUUAGCUGAGAACAUUGAAUAUUCGAUUGAGAGAUGCUGUUCACAAAUUGAAAAACCGGCUGAAAAUGAGCGAGACUGGGCUAAGAAGUUUCAUUAUUUAAAGGAAAUGUUCGGUCGACAUGUCUUGCCACCUAUCAAGGAAUCGAUUCGUGUGGAUGAUGCCAAACGUCGCUUUCGAAAGACACUUCACAGCAACUUUGGCUGCAAUGAAGAGUUUCUAAAGGUGCACAGAUGUAAUCUUGAUAAGAUUGAUAAAGUUGAAGAUUUUGUCCAGUUCUUGAUUGAUCUCAAUUUUUCCAGUUAUCUCAACUAUCAGCACUUGAAAGAUCUUGCUGGUGAUGAUUGUGCUGCCUAUUUUUCUGAUUAUGAAAUGAUGUAUCAUGACAUCCUCAGUAAAGUUUCUUUGUCACAUGUUGCCUCUGUUUUUUGUAAUAAUCCUGAUCUUGUACCUGGAGGAAUUAUUGGUUUCCCUACUUUGAAGUUUGAGUUGAAGCAGCCAAAGUCAUAUCCCACUUUACAAGAUUGGAUAACAUCUCUUCAUCCACAGUUGCCCUCUCACAUUGCAACUAUAGAAGCUGGUGAUGACGCUGAAUCCAUCACUAUCACAUACACCAUGUAUCCCCCACAUUUUUUAUCUUGUGUGCUAUCUAUUCUUGAAGAAUCAGAGUAUGUCAAAGUUCUUUCGAGCAAAGACAUUACCACACAUUUGAAGCUCUGCAGAGUCGAAGGACAAUUAGAAUUUUCUUCUACUGAUGAUGGUACUGGUGAUGAUGCAAAUACCCAGCAGGAUCAGACGAAGAUCAAACCUGACAUUAAAACUGAAGAAAGCAAAGAGGCACAAUCACUAGCUGCGAUGAGACAAGUGGAAGCAUAUUCUGUACCUUUGCCAUCUCAGAUUCUGCAUCCUGUGGGAAUAAAAGAAUAUAAAUGCCUAAGUGACCCAGCUUUUGUUCAGUAUAAAGGUUUAUUGUUCACUACUGAAGAACUCAAAGAAAAACUCACAGAUCCAAACACAACAAUAAAAGUUCAGCCAGCAUUACUUUCAUUCAGUGGCCUACCUCAAAGUGGGAAAACCACAGCUGUCACAAGAUUCUUGGACAAUUAUGUUAAAGAAACCAUCCUUGAGCCAAUUAGCAGAAAGAAUUAUCGCCCAAAAGAACAUGUGGGUAUUGCUAAUUAUGAUUUGAUAGCAGUUUCCUCUUUGCCUGGUGAGGAUUACGCAGUCUCAGAAGCAGCACAAGAGUCAAGCUUUGUGUUUGGAAUUCUUUCAAUUUUCAAGAGUAUCACAAAAGCUCAAGGAAAAUUACCGUUUAUUGAUGCCAAAGCCAUACCAUUGAAGUGCUUUGAUAAUUUUGAGUUGAAUGAACAUUUUCAUCACAUGUAUGGUUUCUUGCAAUCACAAGAGUCGAUUCCAAAAAGUUUCAGUAAUGAAUGUGGAGAGCCUGUUGACAACUUUCUGGAAUUAGUUCCUGAUGGUAUUGCUCUUGUCAAUAUUUGGGAUAUGGCCUCCAGCAACACAGUACACCAUCUCUUAUCAGCACUGGAGGGUUAUCUCUUUAAUUCAUACCUGUGGCUUUUUGUUGAUCUUCAUGAUGAUCUUGAAAAGCUAGAUGAGAAUUUUGAGAUUCCGAAACGUGAUGGUGCUAUUUUGUUGAAGGAGCGAACUCGCCUUCAUUAUUUGCUUCGUUCAUGCUGGAGUACUAGGGAUAAUGAGAAGAAAAGAAGAGGAGUGUGUACCAUGUUUGCCAAGCAUAGAUCAACAGAGCCAGCAGCAUUUUAUGACAAAGUUAAUGAGUUAGAAGAUAAAGUUCAGCCAGUAGCUAAUCACAUUGGUGUUUCAGAGCUCUUAGAGCACACAAUAGAAAGCAUCAAUUUGGAUAUUGGUCACAGACGUCUUCAUGAAAAGUUCCAGCGCAUUCUCAAAGAUAAAACAACGUCUGAUAACAUACCUAUUUCUUGGCUCUUCCUUCGUAGCCUGUUUUAUCGUUUUAAAAAGACAUUUGUCUCAAAAGAUGAUUUGAUGGAAAUGGCAAAAGAAUGCAGAAUGGAUGAAGACUCAGUUAAUAAAUUUUGCAAAUUCUUCACAUCAUUUGGAAGCAUAAUUGAUCUUAGUCUUGUCAAUGCUAAUUACAGGUAUGUCAUUGUUAAGCCUGUUACCUUCUUAAAGUUACUUGACAAGUUUUUCAAUCUACAAAAUGAUGCUUCAUGCAACCAUGGCUUAUGGAAUCGUUCCAGAAAAAGUUUGUCGAAAAAGUUUCAAGGAUGACUGGCCAAUUUUCAUGGAUGCUCUUGAAUGCCUUAAUUUAGCAACACCUGUUACAACUCGUUUGCUACAAAUGCCCACUGAUGUUCCUCUUGAGCGUAGAGGCAAUUACUACUACAUUCCUCUGUGCUGCACUGGUCCUUUGAUUGAUGAGCCAGAUCCAUACUCAGUGCAUCUCCUCACCAACAUCAAUACACCUCAUUUUUUUAAGCAAGUGUCGUUUGCCAAGCAGCUGCUUGACACUUUGCCUGAGCCUGUACUGGUUCCUUGCAAGAAUAUGAACCAUACAAUCAUCAAAAAUUUAUCUACUGAAACAACAAUUACCAUCUCAUCUCACGUACCAGCUAUUAAGCUGAAAGUUGAUAAGCCAAAUGAAGAAAUGUGUGCAUUCAUCAUUCAAGCCACAGAAAAGAUAGCACAGCAAAGUCAUAUACCUGUGAAGUACAAGUUUGUUCAAUUUUGCACUAAAAGUAGCAUAAUGAAAGUCGAGUCUCUACCUUCUGCUUUGUAUCAUCGUCUUCCAGAGAGCAUGUGUAAGAAAUGUCAAAAGGAUGGGAAUUUUAACAAGCUAUUGUUAACAGCCUGGACAAAAGCAUUGCGCAAGAAUCAAAUACCAGAUGAUUUUAAAGCAACUGGAGAAAUUGGAGGUGCUGAGCUGUCUGAAAUUGCAA
Amphimedon queenslandica is the source of this 3244-nucleotide messenger RNA. RefSeq lists its product as uncharacterized. NCBI's taxonomy places the organism in Eukaryota, Metazoa, Porifera, Demospongiae, Haplosclerida, Niphatidae. The record is from RefSeq and is a predicted model, not a curated record. The coding region runs from base 3 to 2576 and encodes 857 amino acids. Gene Ontology annotation, biological process: signal transduction. Gene Ontology annotation, molecular function: protein binding. The transcript has 10 exons.